CGCGAAUAUUCAAAUGGGUAUAUCAAGUUAUUUGGAUUCCAUUUCACGAUCUCUUACUCUAUUCCCGCCAUUAUUCCCUCUCUAAUCCCAUCCCUUCAAAAUCGGAGUUAGUGUCAGCGUUUGGGAUCCAAACCUAGGAUGGACGUUUCGGAGCUGGCCAAGAAGCUCGAUCUCUCCGAUUCCAAACUCGUUGUCCGAAAAGCCGCUGAGAUCCGUCGCCUCUGUGAUGUGCAGUUCGAUUCCUCCGUCAUAGGAGUCGGCGAAGUUGCCAAAUCUCUUAUUUGCUUGGAAAUCGCGGCCACAAGGCUCGGUGUUCUUUUCGACCGAUCUUCUGCUGUGAGGCUCAGUGGAAUGUCCGAAAAAGCUUACAUCAGAUCCUACAAUUCUCUCCACAACGGCCUUGGCGUCAAGACAAAGAUAGAUGUGAGGGAAUUGGCGAUUCAGUUUGGUUGCGUUCGUAUCAUUCCUUUCGUUCGCGACGGUCUCAAGCUGUAUAAGGAUCGCUUUGUUUCAUCUUUGCCGGCUUCUCGUCGUGCAAGUGCUGAUUUCACGCGUCCAGUGUUCACUGCGGUUGCUUUUUAUUUAUGUGCUAAAAAACACAAGCUCAAAGUGGACAAGCUGAAGUUAAUUGAGCUUUGUGGUACAUCUGAAUCCGAGUUUUCAAGUGUUUCUGUCACCAUGAAGGAUUUGUGUCAUGACGUGUUUGGGGUUGCAAAGGAAAAAAAGGAUGCUAGGGAAGUGCAAUCAAAUCGAGAUUUGCUUGACGCUUUGCCAAGUAAAAGAAAAGCUGAGGAUGGAGGUUAUUUGUCCGAUGAUGGUCCUGAGCUUUCAUGUUAUAAAAAACGCAAGCAAAUGGAAACACGUGAUUAUGAAAAGUGGAAAUCCUCAGUAGUUGCAUCCAAUCAGCAAAACAAAAAAGAAGCUCCUUGCAAACGAACCAAACAAAGUCGUCUCAACUUUAUUAAGAAAUCUUCCGAUACUCAGGAAUUAGAGGCCAUGUGAGAUGGUAUUGCUAUGCCUUAUGAUAAUACAUGAUUUUGUUAGAAGUUCAGCACAUUAUGAGAGAUGGAUGCAGAAAUAUGACAUGUAUUGAUGCCUCUACAAUGGAGCUCAAUUUUGUUUAAAAAAUGUAUUUUCUGGAAUUUCCAAAGCAGUAGUGUACAGUAAUAACUCUUUUCAGGCCGGAAUUCCAAUUUUCUUUUCUUUUCUUUUUCUAUCAAUGUUAAUUAGCUUUUAAACGGUUUGCUAACAGUUUGUACAUGCGAAGAAGUUAAUUCCUCCAUUACUCGACAUAACGAUUUGACUUUUAAUUUUUUAUUUA
Molecule: messenger RNA, 1321 nt
Organism: Vigna unguiculata (cowpea)
Lineage: Eukaryota; Viridiplantae; Streptophyta; Magnoliopsida; Fabales; Fabaceae
Product: origin of replication complex subunit 6
Biological process (GO): DNA replication; DNA replication initiation
Cellular component (GO): nuclear origin of replication recognition complex
Molecular function (GO): DNA binding
Source: RefSeq, a predicted model, not a curated record